AUGAUACACACUAUUAUAGUGAUCCAUUAUUUUUAGAUGUUAACCAUGCCAUCUAACAUGCAAAACUUGUAACGGCACAGGCCAAACUAAUUGCCUAAGUUGCGAUAUUACGUAUAGAUAAUUAGUAAUAUCAAAAUGUGA
Molecule: messenger RNA, 141 nt
Organism: Paramecium octaurelia
Lineage: Eukaryota; Ciliophora; Oligohymenophorea; Peniculida; Parameciidae
Source: the annotation of a GenBank genome assembly